GGGCAACUAAAUAAGGGGGAAGGUCAGUGUAUAUCUCUUUAUGCCAGAGCAGUUGCACCACCAGGGCUCCCCGAGGAGGAAGGCACGUGAGCAGAUGCAGAACAGGGAGGCUAUGAGCCCACAGGACUCCAAGGCAGCAGGGGCAGAGGCCAUGGAGGGACACAAGGCCGAGAGUCACAAUCAGCGGUCUAUGGAGCCCACAGCGCCCCCGCUUCCUCCUCCUUCACCACCACCAACGGGGCCGCCGGAAUACCCACGGCCCAGGCUCAUUUUCCACACUCAGCUGGCGCACGGAAGCCCAACGGGCCGAAUCCAUGGAUUCACGAAUGUCAAGGAGCUGUACGCCAAGAUUGCAGAGGUUUUCAACAUCUCUCCCUCUGAGAUUCUCUUCUGCACCCUGAACUCCCACAAAGUGGACAUGCAGAAGCUACUAGGGGGACAGAUUGGACUGGAAGACUUCAUCUUUGCUCAUGUCAGAGGGGAGACAAAAGAAGUGGAGGUGACAAAGACAGAGGAUGCGUUGGGCCUCACCAUCACUGACAAUGGAGCUGGUUAUGCAUUCAUUAAGAGGAUAAAGGAAGGCAGCACCAUAGAUCGACUGAAGACAGUGUGUGUUGGCGAUCACAUCGAGGCCAUCAACGACCAGAGCAUUGUGGGAUGUCGACAUUACGAAGUCGCCAAAAUGCUGAAAGAGCAACCAAGAGGCAUUCCCUUCACUCUGCGGCUGGUCGGGCCCAAGAGGGCUUUUGACAUGAUUGGAAUGAGGACCAAAGCACCGAAGUCUAAUGAGGGCAAGAUGGUCAAUGGAAGGGAGACCUUACGUCUCCGUUCGAAAGGUUCCGCUACCGUUCAGGAAGUGCAGAAUGAGUUUGAGGAACAAGCCACCAUGAAAGUGGACGACCUGCUGGAGAGCUACAUGGGCAUCCGAGAUUUAGAGCUCGCAACCACCAUUGUGGAGGCGGGCAAAGACAAGAAGAACCCUGAUGACUUUGCAGAGGCCCUGGACUCGGUUCUGGGAGACUUUGCAUUUCCUGAUGUCUUCUUGUUCGAUGUCUGGGGAGUAAUUGGAGAUGUCAAGAACGGCAGAAUCUAGAUUUUUAUUGAGACCUCGGAGCUGUUCUCUCUGGUACAUCCAAUUAUAAGAAGGCAUUGUAGCCUUCUCAUUUCUUACAUGAACGUUUCAUUCAUUCAUACAUGUUUAAUGCUUGAAUACAUUUAACAUUUAUGCAAGAAUCACUUCCUUCUAAAACCAUUGCAGGGACUGAAAUGUAUGUUUUGUCUGUUUUGGUCUGUAGGCACAUUAUCGCCCAUGUCUGACUGGGGUUUUGAUCAACGUUUACAUUAUCAAUAAUUAAAAGGAAUGUAGUGAAGGAAAAUAAAAACAGCACAUUGUUUAGAUCAGGUGUCUCCAACCUCUACGACGCAUAUCGAAUCAUGUGGAGGGCAACCUUCAACCUCCCUGAACUAUUCCAAUUUAUAUAAUUCUAUGUAUCUGUAUACUUUAAACUAUGUAUAAUUAAAUGUUACCUUUAGAUAAUGACUAUUCAUUUGACAGGCAGCGUAUGUGACUGCAUAUUGCUCUAAGGUGUUCAUGAUUUUGUAAUUAAUUACAUUAAUUUUAACAAUAUUUCUGUACAAACAUUUUGUAAAUUUCACAGAGACACUUUUUGGACAAUCAUUUAUGAAAGUAAAACAAAUCAUGUGAUCAAAUUUGGACUUGAAAUGUAAGGAAAUCCUCUGCAGGACUAUUGGGCACAAUGUUGGCUGCCCCUGGUUUCGAUUGUGUUUAGUUAAGACAAUUUCAUUGUGGUUUGCAAUGCUGAGAACAUCUGCAUCAACAAAACAAUUUCCAGGUUAACGUUAUUUACUCUGUUUGUAAUACUUGAACCAGACUGCUCGGUCUGUGCGAUUCUUAGAAAAAAGUGCAAAUGAUUCACACACCGGUCUUUCCUAAUUUAUUACCGGGUUCACAUCGUAUUUCCUGGUCUUUUAAUUCGGCUAUCACUACCUGUUUUCCACGACAGAGUAUUAGGGCCACAUUGAAAAAAAAAAUCUGAGAUUUUGAGAAUAAAGUUGUACAUUUAUGAAAAAAAGCCAUACAUUUCCGAGAAUAAAGUCGUAAAUUUACGAGAAAAAAGUAAUACCGUAUUACCUUUGCCCAAGGACAGAGGGCACAUAAGUCCCCCCUUUUCAUAGCUGUCUCAGGCAAUGUCUGUUACGGAGUAUUAAAAUCAUGAGAUGUCGAGAAUAAAGUUGUAACUAUACAGCAAUAAAGUUGUAACUUUAUGGUACAGGCAUUGCCUGAGACAGCUACAAAAAGGGGAAACUUACAGUAUGUGAGCUUUGGCCUUGGGCAUGGGCAGGGUAAGGAAGGCGGAAGUGAGGAGGGCUACACAUGCUAAUCUGUUCGUGCUCAACUGCUCUUGUUGCCAAGUUAUAAAUCAAAGCUCGCCUGAAAGAAAGACGAAAGCUUCCUUCCUUCCUGAUGCUCUAUUUUCCCUCUGACACGUAAUAUUACGUUAUUCUCGUAAAUGUACAACUUAUGACUUUAUUCUUGUAAAUCUAUUACUUUAUUCUCGAAAUCUCAGAUUAAAAAAAAAAAAAAAAUGUUUAUGUCGCCCUAACACUCGGUCGCAGUUUUCCUUGCCGACAGCGCCUCCUCCAUUUUUAUUUUCAUUACAAACUUCUCCAUCUUCAUGGAGCCUGUGUACUUCUUCUCCAGCCUGUUGAUUAG
Dunckerocampus dactyliophorus (ringed pipefish) is the source of this 2734-nucleotide messenger RNA. It is a transcript of the gene gipc3, whose product is annotated as GIPC PDZ domain containing family, member 3. The record is from RefSeq and is a predicted model, not a curated record. The transcript is spliced from 6 exons. Gene Ontology annotation, molecular function: protein binding. Lineage: Eukaryota; Metazoa; Chordata; Actinopteri; Syngnathiformes; Syngnathidae. Bases 41 to 1093 code for a protein of 350 amino acids.